Calidris pugnax (ruff) is the source of this 1060-nucleotide messenger RNA. RefSeq names its product protein zwilch homolog. Bases 125 to 1060 code for a protein of 311 amino acids. Gene Ontology annotation, biological process: protein localization to kinetochore; mitotic spindle assembly checkpoint signaling. Lineage: Eukaryota; Metazoa; Chordata; Aves; Charadriiformes; Scolopacidae. Gene Ontology annotation, cellular component: RZZ complex. The transcript is spliced from 10 exons. The record is from RefSeq and is a predicted model, not a curated record.
AUAUGAAGAAGGGAAGAAAAGUAUUCCUGAACACCCGCAUCUCUUUGAGACUGAUGUAGAGAUCUGUUUGAUUGAUGGCAGUUGCAAAAGUCCCAUUGAAAGAUUUUGGAAUGGAAGCAAUAGGAUGUAUAUUUUGCAGAAAGCAAGACAGAAUGAAGAAAAUGGCUCAAUGGAAGAAUCAGAAAUAGAUGAUGCUAUUUGUGCCUCUGAGCUUUUACCAAAGGAGAGUUCUGGACCAGUGGCACUCUCUUACAGGAGAGCAAAGCAGUUGAUUUCCUUAUAUGCGUUGGCACAAAAUCCAAACAUGACCCACUUGAAGAUACCUGAACUGGUUGUGCUUCCUCCCAUCUGGAUAAGGUGUGAUGGUUCUGAUCCUGAACAUACUUACUGGCUCGGAGCUGAGCCUCUCAAAGCUGGGAACAAAAUCACAGGGAUCAAUUUGUAUAUGGUCACAUGUGAUGGUCCUACAGCUGAUAAAACCAGUUUUGCAAAUCUGGAAGAGCUCAAAAUGACACACAAAAUGAUGCAUCAUUCAUCCGUUGUGGUGACAAAAGGAUCUGCUCAGUAUAAACUUAGUAGAGCUGCUGCGAUGGAGGACACGAUUGUAGAACCCAAAAGCACUGUGUAUGUUGAUAUGACAUGGAACACUGUAAAUAAGAGUCUGGAGACACCCCCACUAACUUCAGCUGCCACUCUGAAUAUUACACUGGAGUCAGGGGACCCUGGAAGUCCUGUGUAUCAGCUCUACAGAGAACUGCAGUUUCUCCUUGCUUUGGCGGAAGGUUUGAAGAUGGGUGUGAUGGAGUGGCCUGAGCCCUUAGAGUCCAAAUCAGCUGUUGAACUGGUCCAGGAACUUCUGACUGACUUAAAGAACAAGCUGGAUAGAUUUUGUACAUCUGAAAACAAGAACGAAACAGAGAAAAUUGAAUGUGACACUGCUGCAGUGGAUGGUUCAAUAAAAUCAGUCUUCAGUGAGCGAGGAGACCUGGAUUUUGCUGAACAGUUAUGGUGCAAAAUGAGAAGUGAGUCUAUUGUGGGGUUUUGCCCCGUUUUCCUUUAA